Molecule: messenger RNA, 1325 nt
Organism: Bipolaris sorokiniana ND90Pr
Lineage: Eukaryota; Fungi; Ascomycota; Dothideomycetes; Pleosporales; Pleosporaceae
Exons: 3
Coding region: 196-1203 (335 amino acids)
Biological process (GO): catechol-containing compound metabolic process
Molecular function (GO): catechol 1,2-dioxygenase activity; ferric iron binding
Source: RefSeq, a predicted model, not a curated record
CACCGGCUUCGCUCAAACUAUCUUCAUGUAAAUCUGGCCAUGAUUUUGUACAUUUUCUUUUAGCCUGUCAGACCCGUUUCUGUGACUUCUUCUUUUCUUUUCAGAUCCAUAACCGCCCUCGUUGCACAAUCUAGCAGCCCACGCGCAAAACACCGCCAGCCCACCUCACGCAUUCAUCUUUCCCAGCGUCCAACAAUGUCGUCUUCCAAGAGCGCAGACGAAUCGACGGUACCCGUCCUCAAGAACCUCACGAUAGAAAACAUUACAGAAAACGUGCACCGCAUAAACUCGCAAUGCAGUGAUCCACGGCUCAGAUACGUCAUGGAGCGACUGGUAACGCAUUUGCAUGACUUUGCACGCGAGACACGCCUCAGUUUCGACGAAUGGAUGACAGGAAUCCAAUUCCUGACACAAGUAGGCCAGAUAUGUUCUGACGUACGACAAGAAUUCAUCCUCCUUUCCGACAUUGUCGGCCUCUCCCUCCUCGUCGACUCAAUCGACCACCCCAAACCCCCUUCCUCCACUGAAGGUACGGUCCUUGGUCCCUUCCACACGCACGAUGCCCCUUCCUCCGCACCAGGCGCCAAAAUCUCGGCCGACCCCUCCGGCACACCUCUGCUUGUCCUCUGCACUGUGAAAACCACAUCCGGGGCCCCAAUCUCCGGCGUCAAAAUCGACGUCUGGGAAACGGAUUCCAACGGCAAGUACGAUGUGCAAUAUGAGGACCGCGGCGACAAGGCCGAUGGCCGCGCAGUGAUUACGAGUGACGAUGAGGGUGUGUUUUGGUUCAAAGGGAUUGUACCCGUGCCGUAUCCGAUUCCAAAUGAUGGGCCUGUAGGCAAGUUGCUGGAGAAAUUGGGGAGGCAUUGUUGGAGACCGAGUCAUAUGCAUUUCAUGUUUGAGAAGAAGGGUUUUGAUCAUUUGGUUACUGCCUUGUAUGUCCGCGGUUCCCCCUACGAAACCACCGACGCCGUCUUUGGUGUCAAGGACUCGCUCAUUGUCCCCUUGGACACUGUGACGCCCCAGCAGGCGAAGCAGUAUGGUGUAGCUGAGGGAACCAAACUGCUUACGUACGACUUUGUGCUUGUGACGGAUGAGGAGACGAAGCAGCUGAGGCAUGAUGAGGCAGUUAAGGCGAUGAAGUCGCUGGGGCGGGAGGGUAUGAUGAUUGUGAAUGGAUUACCUGUUCCGGAGGUUGAUUAGAUGUAUUUCAAAACUCGUGGAGUAUAUGGAAUUUUGCUGAGGAGCUGGAUAGGUAUUCCUCAACAUUGGGAUACUUGGUAGUUAUCAAAGAAUCUGAAAACAUACUUUUAUUUUACUUCAAG